CAGCCCUCAAGUUCAAAGCAAAACAAAGCACAAGAAGCAAGAAUCAAGCCACGCCUCUCACGCUAAUCCCCUGCUUUUAACUGCCAUUGACACACAGCCCUCGCUCUCACUGGAGCCUCUCACACUCUGCACCUCUCCUGUCAGGUCGAACCCGCUGUGCGCCGGGCUAAGAAGAGCUCCUCCUCCUGCUCCAUGGACUACAGGUACUACUGCAUGACCCUGAGGAUGAGCAUCGACUGCAACGGGUGCUACCAGAGGAUCCGAAGGGCGCUCCUCCAGAUCCGAGAGCUGGAGAGCCACCUGAUCGACAAGAAGCACGGCCGGGUGAUGGUGUGCGGCGCCUUCAGCCCGCAGGACGUGGCCAUCAAGAUCAGGAAGCGGACCAACCGCCGCGUCGAGAUCCUCGACGUCAGCGAGGCCGCGCCGGCCGCCCAGGACGGCGGCCCCGGCCACAUGCCCUGAAAGAAACAGGGCGCCGUCUCUUACCCGCACCAGCGCCACCAUUGAUUGGUGCUCAUCAUACUACUCGUGACUUCAGUUCCGGUAGAGUGCAGCUGAGCUUGAAACCUUUGGAGCGAGACCUUCUCGCAGCACCAGAAGAUGUGUGUACUAUGCAUCAUUUUGUUCUGUAAGGCUUGAUGACGUAGCCAGAAAAUUUCAGUAUUUCAUUUCAGUCACAACUUAAAGUUGCCAUACCAGCACUAUUUCCAGAAUGGUUGUCGAUGACCACACUAAAACUCCACCAUAAAUCAGGAGUUUACAGACCAUAUGUAAGACUCUUACCAGAGAGGCUAUGCUCUUCCCCGUCAGCAUUUUCUUUAACCUUUGCUGGAAACAAUAAAGAUAUGCUUUAUCCAA
Panicum virgatum (switchgrass) is the source of this 858-nucleotide messenger RNA. Its product is annotated as heavy metal-associated isoprenylated plant protein 25-like. Bases 193 to 462 code for a protein of 89 amino acids. The record is from RefSeq and is a predicted model, not a curated record. Gene Ontology annotation, molecular function: metal ion binding. The transcript is spliced from 3 exons. NCBI's taxonomy places the organism in Eukaryota, Viridiplantae, Streptophyta, Magnoliopsida, Poales, Poaceae.